Messenger RNA from Hydractinia symbiolongicarpus, 2240 nucleotides. Its product is annotated as E3 ubiquitin-protein ligase synoviolin B-like. Bases 210 to 2042 code for a protein of 610 amino acids. The record is from RefSeq and is a predicted model, not a curated record. Gene Ontology annotation, cellular component: cytoplasm. The transcript is spliced from 13 exons. Lineage: Eukaryota; Metazoa; Cnidaria; Hydrozoa; Anthoathecata; Hydractiniidae.
GUUCUAUUCAAUGUUUAUACACCCAACUGCAAUGUUUUAUUCACCUGAUGAAGAGAUCAUACUCAAAAGCUUGUCAAAACGUAUUUUUUAUAAAGCUCUUUAACUAUGCUUAACUAAUAUGUUGCUAUUUUUGAAAAGUAUAAUAUUUUUGGCUUUGUUUUUAGUUAUUCUUCAUGAAACAUUAAAUUUAAGGAAUUGUGUCAUCUCGUAUGGUUGGCGAAACCAGAAUGAGGGUUGCGUUGAUUACGUUGGGGGUAACCCUAUGUACUGCAGCUGUUAUUGGAAAUGCUUUUUACCAAAAACAACAAUUUUAUCCUUCAAUUGUCUAUCUGACAAAAUCUAAUCCAAGUAUUGCAGUAUUAUAUGCACAGGGGUUCGCUCUCAUAUUUUUGCUGGGCAAAGCUUUGAGAAAAAUAUUUUUUGGUCAAUUACGAGCAUCUGAAGUGGAGCAUCUGAUCGAAAAGUUCUGGUAUGUGAUCACGGAAACGUGUCUGGCUUUCACUGUUUUUCGCGAUGACUUCAGUCCAAAAUUUGUUGCACUAUUUACUUUCUUACUCUUUAUGAAAGCUUUUCAUUGGCUGGUGGAAGAUCGGGUCGAUUACAUGGAAAGAAGCCCCAUCAUAACUGUAUUGUUUCAUAUUCGCGUAAAUACUUUACUGUUGUUAUUGGGAACACUUGACUCUGCUCUGAUUCAUCACGCUUUUAAAACAACUUUGUCAAGCGGAGCGUCAGUUCAAAUGGUUUUCGGAUUUGAGUACGCCAUUUUAUUGGUGAUGGUUGUCGCAAUUAUCAUGAAAUAUGUUCUUCACACUAUCGAUUACAUUAGUGAACAUCCCUGGGAGAAUAAAAACGUCUACUUACUUUAUGCUGAACUUAUUACAGGUCUUGUAAAGUGUUGUUUAUACGUAGCAUUUGUUGGAGUUAUGGUGAAAAUACAUACCUUCCCCCUGUUUGCCAUCAGACCGAUGUACUUGACCAUCAGGUCGUUCAAGAAGUCGCUCAGCGAUGUGAUUUUAUCUCGAAGAGCGAUUGCAUACAUGAAUACUAGGUUUUUGAAUGCUAGCGAAGGGGAGUUGCGUCAGGUUGACAAUACGUGUAUCAUAUGUCGUGAACAGAUGACUGCUGGCAAGAAAUUACCAUGUAAUCAUAUCUUUCACGCGCAUUGCUUGCGAUCAUGGUUUCAACGUCAGCAGUCUUGUCCAACAUGCCGAAUGGAUGUAUUAUCUGCACGAGCGCAAACAAUGCAACCUCCAGCACAACAACAACAACAACAACAACAACCUCCAGCUGGCAUGCCUCGGGCAGGUGCCCCCCCAUUCACAGGUAUGCCGCCUCCUGCUGGUUCCCCGUUUGGUAUGCCACCAGGUAUGCCUCCUGGUGUUUUACCGCAAACAAGUGCUGCAACAUCACAAACAACUCAAGCUUCAACGAAUGAGACAACAUCUCCAAAUUUCUUGUUUCCGGUUACUAUGCCACCUCCGUCGUUUAUGUUUGGAUCUCCUCCUUCUUUUUUGACACCUCCACCUCCUCCGUUUAUGUCUAUGGCAGCACCUCCAAUGUUUCCUUCGUCAAAUUUAGACUUGUCAACAUUGUCAUUAGAGCAACUGCAUCAAAUGGAAGGUCAAGAACGUGAAAAUGUGGAGUCUCGUGUGCGAUUGUUGAGAAAUGUUCAUUCACUACUUGACUCUGUAAUUGUGCAAUUAAACCAGUAUUCGCAAGUUGUGACGACAAUUGGUGCGAUGUCUUCAACAAACACGGCAAACAACGAAUCGAUACCAUCACCAGAGACCGCAACUAAAUCCACUACAACUAUUUCGAGUUUAAACGACAUUAUCUCAAAUGAAACAUCAACAACUGCUGCGGAUGUGGGGACGUCGUCCACACCUUGUAAUUAUGUUGAGAAUAUUACCAUGCAACGUGAUAUUGACGUUGACGACAAAAAGAACAACGAUGAAGGUUUGCAGAUGAGUCCUGAUAAUGAACUCCGAAGAAGACGGCUUGAAAGAUUUCAAAAUAUUCAAAAUAACACAAAUGAGGAGUAAAAUUUUUAAACUUUGAAGAUUGCACAGAGACCGUCCAGAAGUUUGAUACAGAGUAAAAGAUAUUUUAACUGUUAUAGUAGUUCUUAUAUGGUGUAUGUUUACAGCUUCUAUACCGAUAAUUUUAUGUAGAAGUGAGUUGCAAAAGAUGUAGUGUGAGAACUGACAUAAUUCAAUCGCGAUAGCGCGAUGGUUUGUUUU